GCUGGAGCCAAUCCCAGCUGACUUUGGGGUGAGUGGUGGGGUGGAUUGCCUACCAGUCAAUCCCAGGGCAAAUAUAGUAAUAAUACAUGUAACAAAACAGUCUUUUAAUGUGUAAUUGUGCACUCCAGUUAUUGUUAGUAAUAAUUGAAGGUGUGAAGUUUGAUCUGAGGUUUUCUUUUAGUAUAACUUGUCAUAUUGGGAAUUCCUCCACGGACAGAGAGGGAAGCACAGUGUAAUAAAAUGUAAAUGCAAUCUUUAAGCUUGUCUCCAGUGGUUUGGGCUUGUGCAGGUGAGGCUUUGAAGUAAGUGUCAAUAUUUACUGGUUGUUGUAAUCAACUAAGCCAGGCUACUUCAUUCAUCUUCAUUCAUUCAGGACUUCCUGAACUUGGGUUCCUGUGGAUUCAAAUGACUUCCUCUCUGCCAAUCACAUCCAAGCCUGCAAAUAUCAAAGAGAGGAUGAGCCAACCACCUUUGCUCCAUGGACCCUCUCCUCUGUCUAUAUAUUUGGGAAUUUGAGUUCUCUCCCGAGAGAGCGAGAGCUGUGUAAAUAAGUGGUGCUUGUUUAGCAUUCAUUCCAUACAAGAUGUCUAUGGUAGGGCUUAGCGAGUGCCCCGGGAAGGCCGGCCAGUACCGGGUGGAUCACCUCCUCAGCGCCGUGCAGAGCGAGCUCCAAGCCGGGAGUGAGAAGGGCGACCCCACGGAGAGAGAAUUGAACCUCUCCUUGGACGAGAGCGAUCUUUGGGGCAAAUUUAAGGAUCUAACUAACGAGAUGAUUGUUACGAAAAACGGCAGGCGCAUGUUCCCCGUGUUGAAAGUCAACGUGUCCGGAUUGGAUCCGAACGCCAUGUAUUCUUUUUUGCUGGACUUGGCAUCCGCAGACAAACACAGGUGGAAGUACGUGAGUGGGGAGUGGGUCCCAGGAGGGAAGCCCGAACCUCAAAGCCCAAGCUGCGUGUACAUCCACCCGGACUCUCCAAACUUCGGCGCACAUUGGAUGAAAGCUCCUGUCUCUUUUAGUAAAGUCAAACUCACCAAUAAAUUUAACGGAGGAGGACAGAUCAUGUUAAACUCCCUGCACAAGUACGAGCCACGCAUCCAUAUAGUGCGUGUCGGAGGCCCACGGAGGAUGGUCACCAGCCAUUCUUUCCCGGAGACACAGUUCAUUGCUGUGACAGCUUACCAAAAUGAAGAGAUAACUGCUUUGAAAAUAAAGUACAACCCUUUUGCCAAGGCCUUCCUGGAUGCAAAGGAAAGAUGUGAUGACAAAGAUAUCAAAAAUGAAAUCGAAGACAACCAGCAGUCACCCUACUCCCCAUUAGGUGGCUGGUUUCUACCAGGAUCAGGCUCCAUUUGUCCCCCUGCUGCUGCAGAUUCAAGUCCUCACAGCCAGUUUGGAAGCCCCGUCCCCCUAUCGCCCUCCCGAGGAUGUGAGCGCUACUCCACGUUGAGGACCCACCGCUCCGCACCCUACAGCACCUCUUCUUACAGGCAUGGGACUAGCUCCCCCACAGGUUACACCAACCAAGCCUCAGCAUGUGUGCCAGUGCUUUCGAGCCAAGACAACUGGUGUAGUCUGCAGAUGCCAACACACUCCAGCAUGAUGUCCAUGACGCAUAACCCCACCUCCUCUGCCAACUCCAGUCAGUUCACCAGCCUGUGGCCUAUGAGCAAUGUACCCCUGGCCCCAGCGACCCCAGUGCCCCACCAUUCUACGGGAAUAAACAACAAUCUGAGCUCCCACUUCCUGCGAGGCUCCAGCAGUCCUUAUCCGAGUUUAUCUUACUCGGUCACAGCGCCCUCUUCUGGCUCACUCAUGUAUGACAGCAGCAGUACAGAGGGGGUCGAUACAGCUCAGUAUGAGACCUCUCUACAGCGACCUUCUCCAAACUGGACUCCCGUCACCCUCCCUUCUUUGUGAUGACACAAAAUUCUCAACAGAGGAAGAACGCACUCAUGAAAAAUUCAAUUUCACAGGCAGUUGGCUCAAUUUUGGGAAACAUUAUCACUUCAACAUCUUCCCGUUCUAAAAUAUCCCUUGAUUUCCUACAAUUAUUAUAUUUAUGCUCAUUUGAUGCUUCAUUCAGCAUAGCAGAAUAUGUAUAUUCUACCUUUGAUCUGCUUAUAUUAAGCUCAAGUUCAUGAGUGUUGAUUGUUAAAAUUGUUGUUGUAUUUCAAAAAAUGUUUAUUGUGUAAAUGAGAAAGGAAGUCUACCGUACCUCAUAUACAGUUUAUGAUGUAAAUAAAUUAAAUUUUUAAUGCAGGGAAAUUCUUCAAGCUUAUUUUCACCUUUUGGUGAAAGUAAAAUCCACUGUUAUCAAACACAUAUGGAAUAUCACAUCAAUUUUUCAGCAUGCUGAAGCAUGCCCACAAUCCUCGUGAGGAUAAGCAGUAUAGA
Messenger RNA from Doryrhamphus excisus (bluestripe pipefish), 2395 nucleotides. It is a transcript of the gene tbxtb, whose product is annotated as T-box transcription factor Tb. The record is from RefSeq and is a predicted model, not a curated record. NCBI's taxonomy places the organism in Eukaryota, Metazoa, Chordata, Actinopteri, Syngnathiformes, Syngnathidae. Gene Ontology annotation, molecular function: RNA polymerase II cis-regulatory region sequence-specific DNA binding; DNA-binding transcription factor activity, RNA polymerase II-specific. Gene Ontology annotation, biological process: heart morphogenesis; cell fate specification; mesoderm formation. Gene Ontology annotation, cellular component: nucleus; chromatin.